Messenger RNA from Acyrthosiphon pisum (pea aphid), 1849 nucleotides. Its product is annotated as collagen alpha-1(IV) chain-like. The coding region runs from base 96 to 1520 and encodes 474 amino acids. Gene Ontology annotation, cellular component: collagen trimer. NCBI's taxonomy places the organism in Eukaryota, Metazoa, Arthropoda, Insecta, Hemiptera, Aphididae. The transcript is spliced from 13 exons. Gene Ontology annotation, molecular function: extracellular matrix structural constituent. The record is from RefSeq and is a predicted model, not a curated record.
AAUAUUUAAAAAUAAUUUAAAUUAAAUAUUUUAUUUCUACAUAGGUAUCCCUGGCUCCUUCCCAGAACAUGGUGAAAAAGGAAGAAGUGGCAUAGAUGGAGUUCCUGGAAGCCCUGGGAUUGAUGGACAAAAAGGAGCACCUGGAGAAUAUGGAAAUGACGGGAUUGCAGGAUAUGCUGGGACCACGUGGAAUAAGUCCAAAAGGAGAAAAAGGAAAAUCUGGUCCUAGAGGUGAAUCUAUCCAAGGUGAACCUGGAGCUAACGGUGUACCAGGAAAAAAUGGAGAACCCGGCAGACAAGGGUUAAAAGGGUUGAAAGGUGAACCUGGUAUUGCAAAAUAUAGCCAAAAGGGAGAACAGGGUGAGUUUGGUUCGCCUGGAUUAUUUGGGUUACAAGGCGAAAAAGGUGAAAUUGGAGAAGUUGGGUUUGAAGGGAUGACAGGUGUUCCCGGUUUAAAAGGAAUACAAGGUAUACCAGGACAACCUGGAAUUUCAGGAUUUAUGGGAAUCCCUGGUAUUAAAGGCAAAAAAGGAGAUAUUGGAGAAUCACUGUUUUAUAAUGAAACUCAGCUUAGAGGAAUGCCCGGUGAAGAUGGAUAUCCAGGAUUGACAGGGUUGCGUGGACAACCUGGUGAGAACAAAUACAAUGGACGUGAUGGCUUAAAAGGAGAAAAUGGUGAUGAUGGUUUCCCUGGCUUACCUGGAAAAAAAGGUCUAAAAGGUUUCAAAGGACAAAUGGGAAGACAAGGAAACCAGGGAAAAUAUGGUCCGAGAGGAUAUACUGGUCGACCUGGAUCACCUGGUAGUGAUGCUCUGCCAAUGAAACCACAGCCACACCAAGGUAAUUUCUUUACAUAUCAUUCCCAAACGGAUAUUAUUCCAGCAUGUCCAAAGAACACUGUUCAACUCUGGUCCGGUUAUUCGCUUUUACAUUUUAUGGGCAAUGCUAAAGCACAUGGACAAGAUUUAGGUGCACCGGGUAGUUGUUUGAGAAAAUUCAAUACAAUGCCAUUCUUAUUCUGUGAUGUAAACGAAGUAUGUAAUUAUGGAAGUAGAAAUGAUUACAGUUAUUGGCUAAGUACUCCAGAGCCAAUGCCUUUAAUGAUGACACCAAUUCUAGGUUUAGAUAUUUCAAAAUUCAUAUCAAGAUGUUCUGUGUGUGAAGCUCCAACAAAAGUAAUUGCAGUGCACAGUCAAUCAAUGGCCAUACCUGAAUGUCCAAAUGGUUGGAGUGAGUUGUGGAUUGGAUACAGUUUUAUCAUGCAUACCGAUUCCGGUGCUGAUGGUGGCGGUCAGUCGUUGGUCAGCCCAGGUUCGUGCUUGGAAGAGUAUAGACCAAGACCGUUUAUUGAGUGCCACGGAAUAGGACGCUGUAACUUCUACACUACCGCUUAUUCAUACUGGUUGUCUACAAUCGAAGACCGAGAUAUGUUCAGGAAGCCCCGGCCCCAGACACUCAAACAAAAUACAUUGCAAACGCGUAUCAGCAGGUGCUCAGUGUGUUUGAGAAACCGAUAUUGAGCUAUAAAUUAAUUUUUAAAAAGCAAUUUUUUUUUUUCAUUAUUAAUAUUUCUUUAUAUACAUAUUCUAAUACCUAUAUUAUAUAAAACAUAAAAUCAAUGUGUUCUGUGACAUGUCAUUAGUAUUUUUAUUUAUUGAAGUAUACCUAUAAUAUAAUAUUAUUUGUAUUUAUACCAAUGUGAUUUAAAAAAUUUAUUUUUGGAAUAAUUUACAUAAUUUAAAUGAUUAUUGUUAAUAAUAUACAUAUAUAAUAAUUAUUGCUGUUAUAAAUUUUAUGAAAGAAUCUAUUGUGGUAAACUACAACCAAUAAAUGGUUAGGUAAUUUUUAA